This is a messenger RNA of Daphnia pulicaria, 555 nucleotides long. RefSeq names its product histone H2A-like. Bases 93 to 533 code for a protein of 146 amino acids. The transcript is spliced from 2 exons. NCBI's taxonomy places the organism in Eukaryota, Metazoa, Arthropoda, Branchiopoda, Diplostraca, Daphniidae. The record is from RefSeq and is a predicted model, not a curated record. Gene Ontology annotation, cellular component: nucleosome. Gene Ontology annotation, molecular function: protein heterodimerization activity; structural constituent of chromatin; DNA binding.
UAUGUUAAGUGACAGUUGGACCAAAGUGGCCGCUGUUGAUAAUUAAAAUUUGCUUUGUGACUUUUUUUCAUUGGACGUUUAAUACCCAUUUUAUGGCACACGCUUUUAUCACUCAAACAGAGGAACCGCGUUUACCUACUCUCAAUCCUAAUAUGUCUGGUCGUGGUAAAGGAGGCAAAGUAAAGGGAAAGUCAAAGACCCGUUCCAGCAGAGCCGGACUUCAAUUUCCCGUCGGUCGUAUCCAUCGAAUGCUCCGCAAGGGCUCGUACGCUGAACGCGUCGGUGCCGGUGCCCCCGUCUACUUGGCUGCCGUCAAGGAGUACUUGGCCGCUGAGGUCCUCGAGUUGGCCGGUAACGCCGCCCGUGACAACAAGAAGACCCGCAUCAUUCCUCGUCACUUGCAAUUGGCCAUCCGCAACGACGAAGAGUUGAACAAACUUCUCUCCGGUGUCACCAUCGCUCAGGGUGGUGUCUUGCCCAACAUCCAGGCAGUUCUCUUGCCCAAGAAGACUGACAAACCCACUAAGGCCUAAACUUCUCCCGUCUUUGACUAAA